AAUAAUAAAUAAAUAUUCCAACCAAACAGAAGCACCUUCUAUUGCAAAAGGAAAAAAUCUCUCUCCAUACAAAGCUUGCUUAUCGACAAACAAAAGUGAGAAGAGAAGAAAGAAAUGGAGUGUUAUAGAAGGCCAAAUAGGAGCGACAUUCAUAUGACAAUGGAGGAAGAAGUCAGAAUAGAAGCGGAGACGAGAGAUCACUUUGAUGGAUUAGCUCCUAAACGCCAUACUAAGCCUCAGCGCAGUGAGUAUUCAUCUCAAUAUGCUGAUGCGAAUCCUCUUCACCCAACUUUCACCCCUGAAUUUCUUGAGUUUCAACGCCUUCAAACUGAUCCCCAGAAGCUAAGACACAAUGGAAAAGGUGAAGCUGGUCAGGAAUUUGCAGAGACAGAAUAUUACGAGGAUCUCAACUGCAUUGACAAGCAGCAUCACACGACUGGAACAGGGUUCAUCAAAAUGGAGAAUGCAAAUGGCAAAGGAUUCACUUUGGCACCAGAUUCUGUAACCUGUUGCCAUGCCUCUUGCAAAGGAAAUCCAGCAACUAAUGAUUGGAUUCCAGCUGCAGCAGAUACAGCCACAUUUGCAUCAGACAAGCCCAAAAGGAGUGACAAUUGAUGAAGGAUAUUUAUGCAAUGUGUUAUUUUCUCUACCGCUUAUGAUCAUUCUGGGACAGUUUGUGCAUUGCUGUUGCAAUUGUCACAAUUUCUUUGCUAAGUGUGGUUCUAAUUGCAGUGUAAUAUUAUAACACUUGGAUGCUUUUGAUAUUUGAAUGUCAACAUUCUAGUUUCUAAA
This is a messenger RNA of Ricinus communis (castor bean), 792 nucleotides long. RefSeq lists its product as uncharacterized. The record is from RefSeq and is a predicted model, not a curated record. The coding region runs from base 115 to 615 and encodes 166 amino acids. NCBI's taxonomy places the organism in Eukaryota, Viridiplantae, Streptophyta, Magnoliopsida, Malpighiales, Euphorbiaceae. The transcript has 4 exons.